This is a messenger RNA of Oryzias melastigma (Indian medaka), 3178 nucleotides long. It is a transcript of the gene cadm2b, whose product is annotated as cell adhesion molecule 2b. The transcript has 11 exons. Bases 365 to 1609 code for a protein of 414 amino acids. The record is from RefSeq and is a predicted model, not a curated record. NCBI's taxonomy places the organism in Eukaryota, Metazoa, Chordata, Actinopteri, Beloniformes, Adrianichthyidae.
AUAGAUCAGAAGUGUUGCUCGUUGUUUGCCAUUGGUGAAGCGUCUUCAUUAGUCAAAAAGCGUGGGCGGGACUCUUGCUCUCUGCAGCGAGUCAAAGUGAAAGGCAAUAAAGAGAAGCAGUGGCUGCACUUUGCCGACGAGCAUCCCCGCCGUCCUGCCUCACCACAGUGAUCACAGUCCCCCCUUCUCACUGCGCACAGAAACACUGGGACUCCUCAGACAGCAGCCAGAGUUCAUCAAUGCAACUCCGGUCAGCCACAAACUGCGCCGUUUAAGCCGGAUAGGUCCGUCCUGUGAGACAGCAGAGCAGAGAGACAGAAGGAGAGCCCGAGUGGAGUGUUGGCGGAGCGUUGUGAAGGAGAAGAUGAUUGUCCAGCAGCACCUGAUCUUCAUCCUCUGCAGCCUGUGUCCCGGCGUUUUCAAAGUUGCUGGGACAAAAAGCAAAGCAAAAGGUGGCAUGGGUCAGUUCCCCAUCACUCAGAAUGUGACGGUGGUGGAGGGGGGCUCAGCUAACAUGACCUGCCGUGUGGAUUACAAUGAUAACACUUCCCUCCAGUGGUCAAACCCUGCACAACAAACGCUUUUCUUUGGGGACAAGAAAGCUCUGAGGGAUCACAGAAUCGAGCUGCUGCGAGCCACGUCACAGGAGCUCACCAUCAGAAUUGGCGACGUCAGCCUGUCAGAUGAAGGACUGUACACCUGCUCGCUCUUCACCAUGCCUGUCAAGACGACCAAGGCCUUCCUCACUGUUCUGGGGGUGCCACGGCGACCGGAAAUCACCGGAUUCACCACACCAGCCAUGGAGGGAGAAGAAAUCACACUGACAUGCAGCACGACAGGCAGCAAACCAGCUGCCAACAUCCGGUGGUUCCGAAAUGACAAGGAGGUCCAAGGCACUCGGGAGGUGAAUGCAACCGGAAAGUCAUUUACCGUGAAGAGCAGCCUCAAGUUCUUAGUGGACAGACGAGACGAUGGCGUGGCCUACACCUGCGGCGUGGAGCAUGUGUCUCUGUCCAGCCCCUACACAACAACAGAAGUCCUGGAGAUCCACUACGCUCCCCAUGUGGAGAUCACACAUUCACUGAUUAUCCCACAGGAAGGACAAUACUUUAAAUUGGAGUGUGUUUCCAAAGGCAACCCAAGACCUGAACCAGUGUUGUGGUUCAAAGACGGAGGAGACUUGCCCGACAUUGAGCGGAUGAUUGUGGAGGGAAGAGAACUUACCAUCACCACACUGAACAAGACAGACAACGGCACAUACCGCUGUGAGGCCAGUAACCACGUGGGGACCAGCUCGGCUGAAUACACCCUGUUUGUUUAUGCCAAAGACUUUCCAGGCCCCACAUCAGUCCGUCUCUUUCUUGCAGACCCAAAUGCUUUAGGGCAGCACGGACCCGACCACGCUUUGAUUGGUGGUGUCGUUGCAGUCGUGGUCUUCAUCACCUUGUGUCUGAUAAUAGUUCUUGGACGAUAUCUGGCGAGACAUAAAGGAACGUAUCUAACGCACGAGGCCAAAGGAGCAGAAGACGCCCCCGAUGCCGACACGGCUAUCAUCAACGCUGAGGGAAACCAUGUGCACGCAGAGGAAAAGAAAGAGUAUUUCAUUUAGACUUGCUGCCCUUUUUCCUUCGUUCCAACUUUCGACAGCAGACAUGCAAUUUUAAGCUGCCUCAGCAUCACAACAUUCUAUUUCGCUGUUGUUUUUUUUUGUUUUUUUCUCCAGCUUUCUGCUUAUUCUUAAAGCAUUCAACGACAAGAUAGCUUUCUCCUUUUGUAAUUGAUACAAACCACAUACCAUUGGACUACAUCUGUUUCUAUUUUUGGUGCCUAAAUUCGCUUCUUCUUCUCACUGACUCUUUUUGGUGGAUUUUUUUUUUUUUUUUUUUUCAUCUUUCCGAAACAACAAAUGUGCUUCGUAUCAACGCGUAGUCAGGUUUUAAAAGCAGUUUGUGUGAAAUGCAUCAAAAAUGAUCUUUUAGCAGCUUGGAAACCGAUGUCUUUGAUAAUACACCAUUUAUCAUACAUUUUUGGAAAAAUUUGGAAGCACAAUCUUUGCGAUUGUCCUGAGAUGAAACCAAUUCCCAUUUUCCAACUGUAUAUUCUCUUUUCUUUUCCUAACUGUUGCCCCCGAAUGUUGUUUUCUACCGAUAGAAAAGUUAGAAAAUUAAAGCACAAAGUCUGAGGACUAACAUUGAGGGGAACCACAGCAACCAUUUCUUGUCUCAGGAUUCAAUAUGAGUCUAAACGGAGAGAUAGAGUGACAAGGAUUUCAGUCCCUGUCAUGGAUGGGGAACUUUGAUUUUGUUGACUACUUGAUGUAAGAUCCAAACCGAAUGACUGGAACUCUCCAUGGGUUCAUUAUUUAUGUUGAAUUUUAUUGAAAAACUAUGCUUAAUGUGUUGAUAUUGCUGUAAAAAACGUUGCUUAUGUGAACACUGGUGAUCAAUAUUGUUGAAUCUUUGAAUCCCUGACACAUUUCAGUUUGUAUAUUAGCUUAUUCUGUAUUUAAUACAUUCAAAUAUUCAUUUUCAUAUCCCAGUUUAAUUUUUUUGGCAACAAUAUAUUUAAAUAUAUAAGUUCAGGAAAUGAAAAAAGAACUGUAACUUUUAAUUACAUAUCAUAUCUGUCUUAUUUUGAAAAUCUUCAUACAUUUGAAGAUUCCUUCAAAUGGGGGUUCUAACUUAAAAAGGCGAAAAAGCAAACAAAAAAUAUGACUAAAUAAAUGUAUUAAUCAUUAUGACAUUUAUGCCAUCAUGAUAUAUUGAUUGUUAUCGUUGUUAAUACUAAAGUAGUAGUUUUCCAUUUUUUUUUUAAUUCUGUAUCCCAUCAAUAAAAAAGAGAACAACACAGUUCAAGGAUCACCGUUAUGGCCUUUGAGUUUGCUGCAAACAGUCCUGACAUGUUGAGGCAUUGGUGAAUCAGACAUCCCACCACUGUAUAUAAUCACUGUAUCAAAGACUUUGAACCACAUUGCCAAUGCUCAUACAUGUUACUUUGUUAGUUCAGUAUGAUGCUAUAAAUAACUCAUUUUGUACAAAGGUUUAAUUGCUGUAAUUAAGUUGCUUUUUAUGGAGGAUGUGUGACAUUUUUUCUCAGUAUUGAAUAUUCAUUUUUCAACUAUGCCACUGUAAAAAAAAGAAAAAAAGUUCAGAUUAAAAUACUAAUGACUUGAAAACUC